GUGACAUGACGGUUUUUCUUGUUCCCUCUAUCAACACACCCUAGAUUAGUGGGUACUCCGCUGCCGAGCAUUGUGUGUCGUCUACCCUGUCGGAGCGACAAAAUCGCAACCGUUGAAUAAACAGGAGACCAAAUUAGAUCUAUAUAUAUUCCCAUUACCCGAAAGAGAGAAUUGUAAACCGACACAAAGUAUACAACGCAAAUGCACUGGUCGCAGGGUCAGUCCACCCGACUCCGCUUUUUGGGUAUGGGCGCCGUGUGCUCGUUGAUCGCUAUAACAUUCCUCAUCUUCAGCACUAGAUACUCCGCCGAAGUCGCCAAAUAUGCGCUAAAGGGCCCUGUGGGACAGCCUCCAUUAACUUCUCGGCCUACAUUCUGGAAUGAUUCUUCUUGGGAGUUCGAGGUUAAAAGAGAUGGGAAUGACCAUGGUCUUUCUGAAGAACAGUGUCGCGCCGCGUUCCCAAAACUGUUUGUUGAGAUCGAUAAGACUGCUUCCCUUAGAGAGGAUAAUCCAAUCCAGUUCAAGGAUGUGGAUACCUUGACGGUGGAAGAUGGGAUGGUGAGAGGUAUUAUCGAACAGGGCGAGUUAUAUAUUGUUGAUUUUGGAGCAAUGCCCGCCACCUUCACGCGAGGGAAGGCGACAUUGCAUUCAUUACAACGCGCGUUGUCUUCGUUCCCGGACCGAGGUCGUCUCCCAAACAUCGAAUUCGUUCUUACAACGGAAGACUACAGCAACGGAAAGGGCCCAAUUUGGUCAUAUUCCAAGCGCGACGAGGAUAGCAAUGUCUGGCUGAUGCCGGAUUUUGGAUACUGGUCAUGGCCGGAAGUGAGGAUCGGACCAUAUAAGGAUGUCCGACGCCGAAUUGCCGCAGUUGACGACGGGGAUAUAACGAUAAAUGGCCAGGUUGUUCCUGGCUUGCACUUUCACGACAAGAAGAAACAGCUCGCUUGGCGAGGCAGCGUUGCCACUAAUCCCCAGGUGCGUGGCAAAUUAUUGAAAGCAGCCCAGGGCAAAAGCUGGGCCAGUAUACGAGUCAUCGACUGGGAUGACGAGAACGACAUCCGGUUCAAUCUGUUACCUAUGGAAGAGCACUGUAGGUAUAUGUUCCUAGCACACACAGAGGGACGCAGCUUCUCAGGGCGCGGCAAGUAUCUCCUCAAUUGCCGUUCGGUGGUCAUCUCGCACAAGCUGGUCUGGCGAGAAGCACACCAUGCCGCUCUCAUCUCCUCUGGUCCGGAAGCAAACUACGUUGAAGUCGAGCGUGACUUUUCUGACCUGGAUAGAAAAAUUGAGUUUCUAAUUGACAAUCCAGAGGCUGCUGAGCGCAUCGCAAACAAUGCGGUGGAAACCUUCCGCGACCGAUAUCUCACCCCGGCUGCGGAGUCAUGCUACUGGAGGCAUAUGAUUCGACAGUAUGCCUCGUCUUCCAAUUUUGAGCCUGUUUUGUAUAGUACGCAGGCUGAUGGGAAAAAGAAGUCCCGUGGGAUCCCAUUUGAAACAUGGGUUCUGACUUCUUAG
This is a messenger RNA of Aspergillus alliaceus, 1518 nucleotides long. RefSeq names its product DUF821 domain protein. Bases 202 to 1518 code for a protein of 438 amino acids. The record is from RefSeq and is a predicted model, not a curated record. The transcript is spliced from 2 exons. NCBI's taxonomy places the organism in Eukaryota, Fungi, Ascomycota, Eurotiomycetes, Eurotiales, Aspergillaceae.